Molecule: messenger RNA, 1289 nt
Organism: Nylanderia fulva
Lineage: Eukaryota; Metazoa; Arthropoda; Insecta; Hymenoptera; Formicidae
Biological process (GO): tricarboxylic acid cycle; carboxylic acid metabolic process
Cellular component (GO): cytoplasm; mitochondrion
Molecular function (GO): L-malate dehydrogenase (NAD+) activity
Source: RefSeq, a predicted model, not a curated record
AUGUACAAUGCCAUAAGGCUGAUUCGCAAAUCUCUUCAAAAAAUCGAAAGACGAGGAUGUAUGGGUUUUAAUCGUAUGAGAAACGAGCAUCCCAUGAAAGAACGCGAGGAAUUGAGGUAUAUCAGAAGGUGUCGAGUCGCUAUCGUCGGUCUUGGCGGAGUCGGCAAGUCUUUAGCACACCUGUUGAAGACAUAUCCGGGUGGUCUUACCGAGCUCCGACUUUGCAAUCGAAGCGAUCCUGAAGGAAUCGUAGAAGAACUAAAUCAUAUACCUACGAGAUUGCCCGUUCGAGGAUUUAAGGGUAUAGAUAGACUACCCUUGGGCUUACAAAAUGCCGAUUUAGUUGUCGUGACUGCUGGAGCGCCCAGAAGACCUAAUAUGCGAAGAAGGCAAUUAUUCACGGAGAACGCUGCAAUCUGCAGAGACAUAAUCAAUAUCUGCGCAGACAGAUGUCCUGAUGCUCUGAUAGCCAUAGUGACGAACCCUUUGGACUCGUUGGUGCCAGUUGCGGCAGGAGUCUUAAAGAAACGCGGGGUUUAUCGGCCUGAAAGGCUCUUCGGCGUCUGUCAGAUCGACCAGAUGCGAGCGGAGCGUUUCUAUGCGGAGGCCAUUGGACAGGAACCAAGAAAGACUUACGUUCCUGUCGUGGGUGGUCAUGCGGAGAACACUACAGUUCCUUUAUUUUCUAAAGCGAGGCCGAAUGUCCCUUUGACGGAGGAAGAAACCAGAACUUUAAUCCAACUUGUACGAGAUGCUGGGAAAAAAAUUGUUCAAGCAAAGAAAGGAGCAGGCGGAUCUACAUUUUCAAUGGCAUCAGCGACGCUGUAUUUUAUUCAUAAAUUAUGUCGUGCCAUUCAUCACGAGCCGCACGUGAUCAUUUCCGCUUAUGUGGAAUCGACGGUGACCAAUGCGCGUUUCUUUAGUAACGAAUUGCUACUCGGACCACGUGGCAUUCACAGAAAUCUCGGAUAUGGUACGGUCACAAAAUAUGAGCAAGAUCUGAUCGACGAGGCAGUGACAGUCCUUCAGCGAGAUAUUGUGAUGGCCGAUGAGUUCGUCCGUAAGAAUAUAUGAAGUGAUUUUCAAAAAUAAAGUUAUAUUCUUCACGACUGAACAAAGAUAUAGAUGAGUACAUUUUUAAUAUAGACAUCAUUUCUGAGUAUGCUUAAGUUUGAUGGUUUUCAACUAGUUUUUUUACUAAUUCUCUAUAAUUUGUAUAUGUCUUAAAAAUUAUUACAAAGUACCUGUGUAAUAUACUCUUUUACUUGUAAAUACCGAUCUUAUAUAAA